Caenorhabditis elegans is the source of this 535-nucleotide messenger RNA. RefSeq names its product (Na+)-NQR maturation NqrM (gene Y65B4BL.6). The coding region runs from base 206 to 367 and encodes 53 amino acids. The transcript has 2 exons. The record is from RefSeq and is marked reviewed. NCBI's taxonomy places the organism in Eukaryota, Metazoa, Nematoda, Chromadorea, Rhabditida, Rhabditidae.
ACACACACACACACGGCUUCACCGCCGCCAAAGAAACAUCGUGGAGAACCGCUAGACGCAGAGAGACACGGAUCGUAUUCAACUGCGCAGUUGGGGGCAGGUGUAUCCCAUUCUGCCAAUCGGCGAUGGCACUAUAUAAGACGGUGAAGCGAUGGGAAACAGCAAGUAAUCCCUGAAAUUGUUCAGCUGAAGCUUUCGGAGAAUUAUGUCACUCGUCGCUAAACUUUGCCAAACUGUCAUGGUCGUUUGCUUCGUGCUUCUCGCCAUCUCAACCGGCGAGUCGUUGGCGUGUCUCGGAGGGAGUGGAGGUGGCUGCUGCAUGACCAGCGGAUGCCCAAAUCCAUGUGCCGGAUUUGGAAGAAAAUAAAAUAAUAAUUGAUUUUAUUACAAACCUGGAUUUAAUGUAAAAUUGUGAUUUUUUUCCCGAACAAUAACUUGUAUUUAUUUGUAUGCCACCGAGAAAUUGUCUUAUUUUUUCUUUUUUUUUUCGUCUUUUUUAACAAUUUUAUUCGAAAAAUGAACGAAUUUUUUGCAC